CUUGCUGUUGCUGUAACUGUAACUGGGUUGAUGCUUGAUGUGGGACGACGGUCUUCUUUCUCGCUAGUACUUUGCCGACAUGGUUUCUAUACAGUCUCAUCUUGAGAAGACAGAAGAGGUGACGAGUUUACGUCGUGACAUACUACAGUAUCGCAGAGUAACUGAAGAACUCACCACAAAAUACGAGAAACAGCGUCGAGAGCUAAAAGAAGAACGUUUGUCUAAUCUACGCCUAAGGGGAGAUCUAGAAAAGGCGCGGAGAGGCGAAGAUUGUGGGAAUUGUAACGAUGAGAAGUGUGAACUGCUAGCUCAGCAAUGUGAGGUGUCUAAGAAGGAAAGGGCAGAUGCUCUGGAUGCGCAAGAGAGACUGACUCAACAGUGUUUUAACGUUGAGAGAGAGAAUGAAGCUUUGAGAAAAUCAGUGGAAGAGCUGAAGUUGAGGAUCACAGAGUUAGAGAAAAUUGUUGACAGGCAGACAGAACAACUCCAGUGUGCACAACAAGAAAUGAGGGAGUCUCAAGAGAAACGGGACUGGGCAUUGGAAGCUCAUCAGAAGACUCUGAGGCAGUGUGUUGAAGCUCAAAAUGUUUGUGCAGAGCUGCGUAUUGCAAGAGACCAAGCAAUUAACAAACAGAUAGAUGCUGUCAAGAAACUGGAUGUGCUAAAGUCUUGUAUAGAAGACACGUCUUGUGAGUCUGGACAGUCGCCUAACAACUGGCGGAUGUUGUGCCAGAAAUUUGAAGAGCUAAUUGCUGUGGCAAACAGAUGGCUUAUGAAGGAACAUGCAUGUACUUCUCUUGGAGGGAUGUGUGAAGAAAGUUCACGCCAAUGUCAAUGUGCUGAGCAUAUUGAAGAAGGAAAGAAAUCAUCUCAUCUAAAGGGUACUCAGUCUCUACCUACAAUGAAGCAAGAUGCAGUGGCCUGUUUAAAGAAGUCUGUAGAUUGUAAUGGGAAAACGUGGGAUAAGUGGAUUGUCACCAUUUCUGAAGAUUCAGGUGUUAUGUCAGCUAUUGAAUGGCAGACGCUUCCCAUAGUGACUGGGUUGAAGCAUGAAGCAAUAAAUAGUGAUCUUUCUUUAGGGGAUGUUGUGUUAGAGGUCAAUGGAAUAAGUACCAAAAAUGUUACUGCAUUCACUUUUCAGCAGUUGCUGAAUUCUCACAAAUCUGCAUGCUCGUUAUCUGUUCAAAACCACUGGAAAGUUCCAGUGCAAUUGACUCGAGACAUUGGCUUUCUAGCUAAUGAGUUGCAGCUGAUCAUGACAAAACUGUCGUCUGACUGGGCAAUAGUUAAGAAGAGAAACAUAGCUGAUUUGGACCUUUCAUCCUUUACAGCUUCUAUUGGUCAAUGGAGCAGUCAGAAUGAGCACAUAAGUAAAAGUGCUGUUUUGUCUCGGUCUGUUCCUUUAUCUGCGAUGUCUCCAUCACAUAGUGGAGGAGAACAGAAAGCAACACAAGUCUCCAGUUUAUCUGGGGACUCUGAAGUUGGUUUGUCUGAAUUUGAGCUGCAUUGCUGUGAAGUGCAUACAUCACCUCAGGAUGUGAAAUCAGUGAAGAAUGUGUGCAGUAGUACAGCACGCAAUGCAGGGACACAUCACAAAAGCACAAAAACUAGAAUAUCAACAGAGUUGCAAAAUGAAUUACGGCGAUUUAAAUUGAAUAGUAGGAAAGUUUUAAAUGAUAUUUCUAAGGAAAGUACUGAAAGUCAAAAUCACGGAGAGGUGAAGAGGGACUGGACAGAUGAUUCUGUUCCAUGUGUGUAUACUGAUUCAAAGUCAUUGUUAGAUGGGUGCAGACUGGCACGAUCAAGACAACUUGAUUCUGGGAGGAAAUACUUUAGUUGGAGUGUACCAAAAUCAUAUGAAGGGCAAUUGAAGCAUUGGCCGGCUCCAAACUCUCUGCUUAAACGUGCUGCUACUGUUAAUGAUGGUUUAGGUUUGUAUUCAUCUGAGUGUUCUGUGGGAGAUAGUGUUGGUAAUACCAUUCCAUCUGGUGGAUUUGGACGUGUGCAAUUGGCACAGAAUAGGCAAUAUCUUAGAACAAUUUCCUCUGGGGCGACAAUGAGUGUCAAUUCAAAAACAGUUUGUUGGAAAAGGGAUGUUGUCGUUGAGAAGCGUGAUGGAACAUUGGGAUUUAUGAUUCAAGGUGGAAACAAGACAGGCAUCUUUGUGUCAGAGUUGAGACCGGGAUAUGAAGCAGGAAGCGGUGGAGUUCAAGCAGGAGAUGAAAUUUUACAAGUUGGGGAUCAGAGUCUGGAUGGGUUGACGAGGGAAGCAGCAGCUGUGCUUUUACGUAGUGUUGGUACUAGAGCUAGACUAGUUGUGCAGCAAAAUCUACAAAAGUUUCUUCAACUUCCUCACUACUGUGAUUCUUUGUACUUGAGGUGUCUCACUUCUUACAAGGCAUGCCAUCCAGCAGAAAUGGAUUUCAAUGAAGGGCACAUUCUUCAUGUUGUCGAUACUGUUGUAAACCAUCCUCCCAACUGUUGGCUUGCUCUGAAUUUGUCAGUCGAUAGUAGUGAUAGACAGCCUAAAGUGAUCCCAAAUUUGAAAAGGUCACUUGAGAACUGGCAAGGUCAGAAGAUGUAUGAACAAAUUGAUUUCCGAGUUGUGUAAAUGGAUUAAAUUAUGGGUAUACUCAUGAUCUCAUUAUCAGUAGACUCACUGCAUUAUUGUUUAUAUUUGUACAAGUAAUACUGUUUGAGUUUGAAUAUGCUAUGGAUUGUGCUGAACGUUAUUAUGCAGAUGCUCACCAAACUCUUUAUUUUAUAAUUAUGUGAGUUGCAGAAAUUUUAGCAACAACACAAGACCACUUACCU
Messenger RNA from Corticium candelabrum, 2814 nucleotides. RefSeq lists its product as uncharacterized. The coding region runs from base 80 to 2611 and encodes 843 amino acids. The transcript has 14 exons. The record is from RefSeq and is a predicted model, not a curated record. Gene Ontology annotation, biological process: cell-cell junction organization; cell-cell adhesion; protein localization to cell-cell junction. Lineage: Eukaryota; Metazoa; Porifera; Homoscleromorpha; Homosclerophorida; Plakinidae. Gene Ontology annotation, cellular component: bicellular tight junction; plasma membrane. Gene Ontology annotation, molecular function: cell adhesion molecule binding.